Messenger RNA from Impatiens glandulifera, 1633 nucleotides. Its product is annotated as hsp70 nucleotide exchange factor FES1. The transcript is spliced from 7 exons. The record is from RefSeq and is a predicted model, not a curated record. NCBI's taxonomy places the organism in Eukaryota, Viridiplantae, Streptophyta, Magnoliopsida, Ericales, Balsaminaceae. Bases 127 to 1317 code for a protein of 396 amino acids.
GGCGCCAAAAGAGUAUUAGCGCAGAUCCAUCAGUUGCUUGAAAAUUGUUCCUUUCAUAUUCAACUGGAAAUUGACAAUUAGUCCUCCUGCCCAUAGCAACUGGAAUUGAGAUUCUCUCUCUAAUCGAUGGGGAAGUACGUGAAACAUGCUAGACGUGUUUAUCUGCUGUUAGUGGCAGUGACGACUCUAGUUUUAUCAAUUACGACGGCGGAGCGGGUAAACAAUUCUGAUACGGGAGGGCUUUAUUGGUCCACAGCUAAAGAUGAUGGAAACUUUUCUGGGAAGCCUGAAGGUGAAGAAUCUACGGCUACAUUGAAUGAAUUGGAUGAAUAUGACGGCGGUUUCUCUUCUCUCGAUGGGAUGCUUCAGUGGGCAAUAGGUCAUUCUGACCCUGCGAAGUUGAAGGAGAAGGCAGAGGAUGUCCAAAAUCAAUCACCUGAUGAGCUGAAGAGACGUCAAAUGGAAAUAAAGGACCUUGUUGAGAAACUAAGAACUCCAUCGGAUGCACAAUUGAUGCGAACUGCAAUUGACGACCUGAACAAUUCAUCUCUACCUAUAGAUGAUCAUUAUCGUGCAUUGCAAGAGUUGUUGAUUCUUGUUGAGCCAAUAGAUAAUGCAAAUGAUUUGCACAAACUUGGUGGGCUUUCAGUAACUAUAAAGUUUCUAAGUAAUUCAAAUACUGAAUUAAGGACAAUGUCUGCAUGGAUUCUUGGUAAAGCCAGCCAAAACAAUCCUGUUAUUCAGAAGCAGAUCCUGGAACUUGGAGGGCUGAUAAAGUUGAUGGAGAUGGUAAAAUCCAGUCUUCCUGAAGAAGCCAUAAAAGCUCUAUAUGCUGUUUCAGCUUUAAUAAGAAAUAAUGAACUUGGGCGAGAGUCAUUCUAUGCAGAAGCUGGAGUCUCAUUACUUCAGGACAUAUUAGGAAAUUCAAGCAUUGAUAUUAGACUCCGAAGGAAAUCAGUGUUUCUUGUGGCUGAUCUUGUUGAAUCUCAGAUAGAAUCUGAAAACAAAGUCGAGUUGCCUUUCUUUAGUAACCAUUCCUUCUUGAAGUCUGUUGUGGAUCUGAUGUCAUCAAACGAUUUGGAUCUCCAAGAGAAGGCCCUCGUUGCUAUUAAGAAUCUUCUACGUCUGAGUACAACAGAAGCUCUAGUUUUAAAGGAUUUGUGUGGAUUGGAUGAUGCAUUGAAGCGAAUGAAGGAAGAGUUGCAGCAAUUAAUGUCGGAUGAGAUUAUAAGCGAUUAUGCUGAGGAUAUUGAAAGACUUCGCACAGAAGUGGAGAUAAUUUUCCAUCAAAAGUUGGUGAAGGUGAGAAAAUGUUAAAUUUAUCUUGUUUUUUUGAUUAAUUAUCAUAGAAAUUACAUUUUCAGUUCCAUGAAUCAAUAAGCAAGUAAAUUGGGGAAAGCUUUGAAAUGACAGGUAACAUAGAUAGCAAGUAGUUGAUGAUCCCAAAUUUCCUGGCUGAUUUAUUGGAAGAGUGCCUUAAGUUAGACAAGUUUACUUGAUUCUUUAUCAACUGAGAAGCCCUUUAAAGAGGCAACAUGAAUCUUGGUUGUUGUAUAAUUAAUAUUUUAGCUGAAGAGAGGGGAGGACCAGAAGCCUUUUUCAUUGAAAUGAUGAUUCUAAAUGUUUUAUUUUC